Messenger RNA from Schizophyllum commune H4-8, 1068 nucleotides. Its product is annotated as Osmotin, thaumatin-like protein. Lineage: Eukaryota; Fungi; Basidiomycota; Agaricomycetes; Agaricales; Schizophyllaceae. The transcript is spliced from 4 exons. Gene Ontology annotation, biological process: defense response. The record is from RefSeq and is a predicted model, not a curated record. Gene Ontology annotation, cellular component: extracellular region. Bases 370 to 927 code for a protein of 185 amino acids.
GUACGCGAGCAUGCUCUCACCUCACGGCCGUCGACUACGUCCAUUUCAACGCUAACUAGAUCUCAGUCAUGCUGCAACUUGUCUUUCACUCACCGCACCGAACGACCGAGCUAUGUGCUGGCAUCUUCAACCUACGGUCAAUCUAGCCCUCUUUCCAGGUGCUCUUGAGCGUACGCCCAUCCUGCGCCGUCCCUCGCUACACGCCGAGCUUCACGGUGCCUGCGGCUAUGCUUUCUCUUACAGGGUCUGGCUCUCCAUGCUCCGCCCCGAGUCUUGAGUACAAAAGGCAGAUGAAGAGACUGAGGAGCUCAUCGACCCAGUCGACUACUCAAAGACUCCCUUCCAUUUCAGAUCUCCUUCGCCUUAAAUAUGAAGACCUCCGCCAUCCUCGUCGCGCUCGCCGCAUCGAUGUCCGCGUCUGCGUACACGAUCACCUUCAAGAACCAGUGCAACUAUGCUGUCUGGCCCGCCGUCGGAAAGGCCCCCCAGGGUCAGGUCGACAACUCGGUGAGGUUUGGCGCGAAGCUCAACCCUGGCGAGAACAUCUCCUGGAACAUCGACGGCCACCAGCUCGGCAUUCGUGGCUGGGGCCGUACUGGCUGCGACGCUAAUGGAGCCAACUGCCAGACGGGCGCCUGCAACGGCGGCCUCGUCUGCAACGACGCGGGCAUCACCGCCCAUGCCAUCUAUUCCGAGUACGGCUAUGGCGACAACGGCCAGUGGGGCGGCGAGCGCACGUACUGGAACCUUUCCUUUGUCGGCGGAAGCGUCAACAUCCCGGCGCGUCUCUCGGCGACCGAUGGCCAGUCUGUCACCUGCACGUCGAACUCGUGCCCGACCGACCAGGCGUAUCACCAGGAUGGCGACGACGCGGCAGUGCGCAAUUCGCCCAUCUCGGCGAGCUUCACGCAUACCUUCUGCCCCUGAUAAUUCUCGCACUGAGAACGAAGCGCGCAUACGAAAGAAUGUGGCUGUAAUAAUUGGGUUUGCUGACGGACUACUGGCUGGACAAUAAUACAUACCCGGUAGUAGUACUGUCGCAAUGGUAAAGGGAACCUUGUUGCUCAU